GCUGACCACAUGAGUUUGCUUUUCCUGUUUUGGUUUUGCUGGAAGCAGAAGUCAUCAUCCAACUGCUUAUCUCUUGACAAGAGGAGAUGUAUGUGGAUGACACAGGGUGGUCUGAACCAGGCCUGCUUGCAGUGGCUUUGGUGCGCCCUGCCCCAGCCGCACUCCCAAAGGCCUGAGCUCUCUGCUGGGUGGUAUGGCAGGAGCUAGAAUCUCUGACCAAGUCAACCUAGCAGUUUCGUUUAUUGUUUUGUUUCGGGUUUUUGUUGUUGUUGUUGUUGUUGUUUUUUGGUUGGGCCAGUUUGGGAGGUUUUCCAGGACUGGGAGGCUUUACUCAAAAUAAUGCUGGCUGAUUGCCGCGUGAGGCCAGUUCUUCCAUUUACUGAGCAGCAGAACUGAGACAGUAGGAGAUCCUAUAUAGGCCACAAGACAUGGCCAUCUUGCAACUUUGGCAUCAAGUGGGGCAAGAGAGAGGACAGUAAGGUGUCAUCCAAAGAACACUAGCGGUCUUGGAUAGCUCGGUGUGCCUGUCAUUUAUUUUGUGCUAAAACAUCUUUCUAGGAUCUGUUUGGGGGUGAAACCAGAGCCUUCUCCAUGGUUUUUAAGGCAAGUGUGCAUGCCAUUCAGGCCAGACUCCAGACUUGGGUGUGCACCUACAUACAUGUAUGUACAAGCAUGGGUGCGUAUCCUCCCAGCUUAAGUUUUAAAAUAGAUUGGGAAGCUUAGUGCAGUGACGGAGACACUGCGGACCCUGGUGGUGACUAGGUCCUAGGAAAAGAUGAGGACAGGAAGGACUGGGAAGCGAGAGGAAGCUCACCUACAGGUGUCUCGAAAAGGUCCCUUUGCCCCCAGUCCUAGUCCCUGUGAUACCUUGAGCACAGGUCGCUCCUGAUAGGAGGAGGAAAGAAGAGAUUAUUACUAGCAGCCGCUAUUCCGUCUGUGCACCGUCAUGUUAGUAGACUUCACAGCAACCUUGCAGCUGCAUUUGCUUCUGUUUUGCAGACUGGGCAAACUGGGGCUCAGGGAGCGUAGGUGUCUGCCUGGGGCAGGUGCAUGGGAAGGGGAGGAAUCAGGCUUAGAAGCAGACCCCUUGCCUCGCCUGCUCAUCCAUGGCUCCAAAGCUCAUUUGGUCAGCUCCUUUUGCUCCCUGGAGGCCCCUCUUCUUGGCGAUGAGGGUGUGGGAAGCCUCCUUUCACUGGGAUAAUCUGGGUGACUUCCCUCACAGCAUUUCCCUCCUUCGAGGCCAAGAAGACCAGGCUGUGGGAGAAAUACCCCAUUGGGGUUCAGCUGUGGGCUCUCUGAUAUUUCUCAACUGCUCCUGGCCUCUAUUUUGUCAGCUGCCACUCGUGGAGGCCACCAUGAGCACCAGCCGCCCCGAGCCAGGUGCCCGGCCAUCCUGGAGCCCCCGCCCGCAGCCCCUGUCCCGGAGCUCGUCCAGCCUGCUGGGUGAAGGCCAGGGGCAGAGACCAGAACUCCGCAAGAGUGCCAGCAGCACCGUAUGGCAGGCCCAGCCGGGCGAGGCCAGCAGCAGUCCGCAGAGUCCAGAGGAGGAGGAGCAGCACACUGAGAGCGAGGAGCAGGCACAGGCAUCCAGCCCCCGACCCCGGCCCCGUGCUGUGGGCCACUGGCGGAGCAGCACUGUGGGCAAUGUGUCUACCGUGGGCGGUGGUGAUCUGUGUCACCUGCGGGCCCCUGGCGCCACUGCCAUGCAGAGGAGCCACUCGGACCUGGUCCGUAGCACCCAGACCCGGGGUCGCGGUGCUACUCAGAAGGCCAGCCUCAGCUGCUUGGCCCUUGGCAGCUUGCCUGUCCACAGGGCUCGGCUGCAGCCCAGCCGUACUUCUGGCCAGGGAGGCCAGGCCCCUGCCGGCCUAGAAAGGGACCUGGCUCCAGAGGAAGGGUCUUCGAACUCAGCCUGGACACUGGGAGAGAGUCAGGUGAGGGUAACACCACCAGACGUGGGAGGGACAGCCCCCGCCAGCAGCAGCCCCCAGGCUGGACCCGAAGCCACUGGGCAGCCGGCAACCGCCUCCUGCCACGCCCUGUCUGCAGCAACUCUACUGUGUGGGAUGAGGGAGGUGGGGACCAGUGGCUGCUGCCACGCCCUGCCAGCCCCAGGGAUCCUGGCCUUCCCCAAGCUAGUGGCCUCUGUGAGUGAGUCUGGGCUACAGGCACAGCAUGGGGUGAACUUCCAGUGUAGGUUGCCUGGGGUGCUCCCUGGGCAUUCCCACUGUUGCGCCCAUCACCCUUGGGGUCCCACCGGGUCAGCCACGGAGCCUGGUGCCAGGACCAAGGAUGUGUGGACCAUGACCUCAGCCAGUGACUUGGCCCCUGUGUUGGCAUCCUCUCUGUCAGCCCAGGAUGCUGGUGUGCAGGCAGCACCCAUGGCUGUCUGCAAGGCUGUGGCCACCAGCCCGCCCCUGGAAGGCCCUGCGGCCCUGCACACAUUCCCGGAGGUAACCGUGGGGGCCGACCUGGAGGAGGCACCCUCCCCCGUGCGGGAUGUGCGAUGGGAUGCUGAGGGCAUGACCUGGGAGGUGUACGGAGCUGCAGUGGACCCCGAGGUGCUGGGCGUGGCCAUCCAGAAGCAUCUGGAGAUGCAGUUUGAGCAGCUGCAGCGGGCGCCCACCAGCGAGGACAGCCUGUCAGCGGAGGGCCGCCGGGGGCCGCUGCGAGCCGUCAUGCAGUCCCUGCGGCGCCCCAGCUGCUGCGGCUGCUCUGGGGGAGCUCCCGAGUGAGGGGCCAUGGCCCUUGGAGUUCUCCUGAGCCCUCCUUAGACUCAGUCUCAGGGCCCGGGCUGCAGGGGGUGCCACGUUUCUCGGUCCUACAGGCGGCUGUGGACGUGUCUCUGCUGUUGGUUGACCGCAGGGCGCAGGACCACAGCCCGGGGGACCACUGCUUCUCACAGCUGGGCUGGUUUUUAAGGGCUUGAUCCCCAUGAGCCACAUCUCUGCACGUCGAGGCUCUGAACCUUGGGACAGACUUUCAGCACCGUGCAGGAGGAGAUUCCUAUUCUUCUGUAAAAAUACUUGACAUUCUGUGUAGUCUCUCCUCAGAAGUCUGCUGCGAUUUCUCUGAGGGCUUUUGGUGGCUGUAUUUUAGAGCUGAGCUAUAGUGCUGAGCUAUAACACCUUCCUGACAUGAAAGUUGGGGGCCCAAGUGACAGGACUGGCUGGGUCUUUAGCGCAGGGCACGGAUGUUGAAGACAGCCUGUGUGCCCCCCACUGUGCUUGUCACCUUACCUUGGGGGAGCACCCGCCUCUUUGCCCCAUUAUCUGGAUGAAACCAUGGACACCUGGCAAGGCUGUACCUGACAGGCCCCGGGCUGGCCUGCUGGAGGGGGUCGGCUAAGGUUCAAAGCCAAGGUUGGCUGAAGGCUGCAGUCUUUUUCCUGCAGCACAAGGCUGGUCAGUGCAGUGCAGUCACGAACCAGAAGAAUUUAUUGAGUCACUAUUCUGUGCGGGGUUCUGUGGGUUUCUUGGGGAAUGAGACAGGCUGUCUGCACCCUUGCUGAGCUGACAGUGUGGGGGAGGUGGCACAUCAGGACCAGGGUGCUGAGCGUUACAGAAGGGCCGGGGGUGCUACUAAGAGUCAGCCCCCUUGUUGGUCAUCGUGGCAGAAGCCAGUCUCAGGAAGGGGAGAACAGGUGGCUCUUUGUCCCCAAAUAUUUUGGCAGGGCCUGAAAUUGCACCCUUGUCACCUCAUUCCUGUGGCUUAAUGAUUUAUUCCCAGCUGGUGCAGUCCUUGGAAGGAGGGAAGGGAGAAAUGGGUGGGAAAAGGGAAGGGGCCUGGAGUGGGGUCUUCCACCUGGUGGGAAAUGGCCAGAGCUAUGAGGCCCUGGGGAGCAGGGAGGCCCAUGAUGGGCCUGUUCUCUCAGCUGUGCCCAUGUGAGUUGACCUGGGCCAGGCAGUGGGGAGCCAGGGAUAUGGAGUGAGGAAGCCCAGGACACAGGCUUGGUACAGACUGACUUCAUUGCCUGAAGAUCUCUCAGGCGCUGUGGAGUUUGGGGACGGGCUUGUGUUGUCAUCUUGGGCUUAGCAUCGAAGAGUAAGUCCACCAACUUACUCUUAAGAGAUUAGGGGACCGCUCAGGGUCCCCUGCCCUGGGGUGGAAUCAGGGCCCAGAUGCUGAGCAGGGUGUUGAGGACACAGUGGGGCUGGACAGAUGGACCGUGGGGAAGGGCACACCAGGCAGCUGGGACAGUCUGGUCAGAGACCUGGAGGUGCCCGUCCUGCUCAUGCUGUGGUGAGCCAUGGUAAUGUAGCCUCUGUCGGAGUGUUUGUUGGGUUGGGAGGCUGGCAAGGGUGCCCCAUGGUGAGGACAGGACGAGGUGGGAGGCAGGGCCCAGGAGAUGUGGGUGUACGAGCCAAGGGGGGGGCCUGUCAAGGGGAGACGGAAGGGGAGCUGGGCUUUGGGUAUGCGCCACACACACACCCCACACACCCAUUCUGCAGUGGCUUCAGGAAGGAGGAGGAAUUCCAGGAGCCUGAGGUUUCCAGUUUGAGCAAAAGGAGGCGAGGCCACCACCUGGGACGAGAGGAGGCAGGUGAAGGGUCACAUGUCAGGAUAUUUGGCUUGGAUCAGUGAAACCCUUAAGAGACUUUCUCUGUUAUAUGCAAAUUGGAAUGAGUUCAUUCUCUGUUGGGCUGACGGGGGCCAACCUGGCCAACCCGUGCCGCUUCUAGUCUGCAUCUGGAGUGCCAGGAUGUCGGGCUGGGCUGGGCCCUGAGUGGGAAGGGCCAGCCAAACCUUCUACCCAACUCAUAACUGAGAUAAAUGUUUGCAGGGUGGUGUUGGAAUCCAGAUGUGUCUGGUCUCGGGACUGUGCAUGGCUGGGGACCCCGUCAUACCCUCCUGGGUAGGCUUGCCACCCUGGCCAUGGCCCCAUGGCUCAGACUGCAUAGCCCUGGCCAGUGGGUUUACCUAGUGACUACAGCAGAAUCCCUGAGUUUGCCCUGGAGAAUGAACCCCUCAUCCCCGUCCCAUUGCUGUGGCCCCUCCCUGGCCAGGCAGGACCGGUUGUGGUUUAGGGACUCAAGACAUGUCCACCUGCUUAGUUUGAAGAUCUCCCCUCAGAUUCCAGAUUUGUGACCAGAAUCUCUGGGUCCCCUUCAGGCCCUGUUGUGGGAGGUGGUGGAUUUCAUUAUUUGUACAUUUGUUUUGUUCUGAAUUUGAAAUAAAGUUUUGGAGGUCAGAGCUUUGCCAGGCAAGGGUCCACAGUCCUGGCUGGUCUGGUUUUUCUCUGGUAGGUUUUGUUCUUGGAGCAUCCCCCCUGGAUCCUGAGCUCCUCCUCCAGGCAGGAAUCCCCCUCCUUCUUCUCCAGGGACUCCUCCCUUCUGUCCAUUGUUCUCCCCUUCCUGUAAGGGCCCCCCAACAGCUGAAGACUGGUUUCCUGGAGCUUAUCACCUCUGGGCGUGGCCAGGACACCGGGCACACAUCUCUUGCCAAGCCCCAGGCUGCUUUUACCCUCCCAGGCAAUCACUGGCCCACCCCAAAGGAGAAGCCACUGCUGCCAGAGUGUAGUCUCCCCCCCACCCGCCAAGCUCACGUUGUGUAUGGGGGGUGCAGAUGGUGGAGGAGUGGAGAAUGGUGCUGUUCCAUGGGGACAUCACUGCCAGUAUCUUCUGGAUUGGGUCUCUGUCCCCAGAAGUGCUGCAUUCUUAUUUCACGGCGGGGAGGUGGCGAGGCAAGGGGAACUUCCCAGUGAAGAUCCUGACAUUUUGAAUCUGGAAGUGUUGCGUGGGAGUGGGGUGGGUGGCACUACAUCUUAAUGGUCUACAGUCUGAGUUUGACUCCUGGGUCUCAUCCUCAGCCGGGAGACCUUGGGCAAAUUACUGACCUUGCUGUCUUCAGCUUCCUCAUGAUGACAAUCAUGGCUCCUUCUUAGGCUGGCCCCGCAGAUCAAAUGGAAUAACCCACAUGAAGCAGGUGGCACUGAGUUGGGGCUCACCCGCCACGCCAGUGUCGUGGGAUGCCUCUUCCUUGGGCCUACUUCUGUGGCCAAAGUCAGGGGCUAGCUCUUGCCUAGCCAGCGUGGCUGUGGUCAAGGUCCACAUCCCAUCUCCUUGGCCAUUCCUCAUUCAGAUUCGCCUUCCAGAUCCUUCACCCUGUGCUUACACCCUGCUUAGAACAUGUGUACUCUGGCCAUGGCCUGAAACCGUGGUUUCCAGAACCAUGCUGAGGAGACUAGUCUAUGGCAGGGCUCCCAGAGAAGCGGUGCUAUGAUUCUAGAUUACCUGGGGAGUGGGGAGCACAAGGUAGGGAAGGGAUAGAAGCCAACAAGGGCGUGAUCUCAGGUAGAGUCCUGGCCUUGGCCAGGUCCUGCAGGGGAGCCCUGGGGCACACUCUAUCGCAGGUAAGGGCCACUGGGGCCAGGGCUAUGCAGGUGAGGCGUAGUUCUGGGCAUUCCUUUCGGUGGCAGGCAGACUGUGAAGUUCCAGGAGCCCUGGGGCAUGUGUCUGCAUGGGGUGCAGGUCCCAUCUGAGGGGAGGGGUGCACAGAAACCAGGGACAUCUGCAUCCUGGGGAAACACCCAUACCCAGAUGCAUUCAAGCCCUGACCAGCCCCUCACCCAGUAGAUGCGUGUGGAGUCUGAGGCCUGUGGAAUGCCCAGACCUUGUCUCCGGGAGCUGCUCUGAAGCAAUUGUCUCAUUUAUGUUCAUGCCGAGUGACCUUGGUUACUCAAGUGCAGAGCUUGCAUUUGCCCUCACUUAAUUCUGUCUCGGUCAUCAUUCUAGCCUGACCCAGUUUUGUCAUCAGAAGCUAUGACUAGUCCUUUAUCAGUUUCCAUCCAACCUGUCAGGCAGAGCAGGGACACAUGGAGCCCAGGGCCUGUCACCAAGUCAUCCUAGAGUUCAGCACUGGUCCCCGGAUGCCUAUGAAUCAACAGUCAUCAUGGGCAAAUUCAUUUAAGGUGAAUUUGUGCAAAUCUGCAUCUUCAACAUGGGUAGCACUCUUCCGACUGAAGUUCUGGUCCAGGGACCCUCACAUCCAAACAAGGACGGAGGGGAGGGGCUUAACUCAAGUCCUUCCUCUCGGCAUGGCUGUUUCUAGUUCUGGUGAUCGAUGCUUCCCUUUUGAAGAUCCUAUUUCCGUUUAACAAGCUGUUCUAGAAGUUUGAGAUCUACAGCAAGCUAAGAUUCAGACUACCUUGUAACCCCUUAGGAGAUUGGAAACUGCCCCACUCUGCAUCGGCAGGAUUCCCCUUUAUAUUCCUCUGGGCACAAGGGGACUCACCAGCGCACUUCCUUGGAGGUAAAGUGAGCGGGAGAGCAUGGCACUCAUCACAGCUGGCCUCUAGCACCUUCCUCAUUGGGCCUUUCCCUGGGGCUGCUCACCAUUUUUUGCUCAGUCUUUCUGAAGCUGCGUGGGGGUCUCCCUGAUGGGUUAGGAGAACACAGGGCUAGUUUUGUUGCUGUGGUUACACAGAAAUAAUAAGCCACAGAACAUUUCAGAAAAGUCGAUGUCUGUUAAAAAACCCAAACCAAAUCAAAGUUGCAUUGGCCUAUGGGAUUGGGGGUAGACAGCUGGGGUCUGACUCUGGCUCCAAAAUUUGGAUAAACAUUGCCUUUGCUCUCUUCUGCAGUGACUUUCUGUGACUCAUUCAUCCUUUCUCCUCCUCCAAGUUGGGGUGGCUCAGCAAGGAGGCAGGUCUGUACCCUGAGAUAUUGUACCCUGUGUUCCCAGAUGGGUAUCCUAGAAUUCAUGUCUCGUGUCCCCACUUCAUAGGAGAGAGUGUGGGAAUUGUAGGAACACGGAAGAUCUCAUUUGGGGCUUGGAACUGGUGAGUGUGUCCAAUUUUAAGGUGUGUG
Mustela erminea (ermine) is the source of this 7808-nucleotide messenger RNA. It is a transcript of the gene GPRIN2, whose product is annotated as G protein regulated inducer of neurite outgrowth 2. Lineage: Eukaryota; Metazoa; Chordata; Mammalia; Carnivora; Mustelidae. The transcript is spliced from 2 exons. Gene Ontology annotation, cellular component: plasma membrane. Gene Ontology annotation, biological process: neuron projection development. Bases 1107 to 2735 code for a protein of 542 amino acids. The record is from RefSeq and is a predicted model, not a curated record.